AUGUUGAAUAUACCGAGUACUGUAGAAGAUCCUAAUUAUCGCUAUAAGAUGCCAAAACUUGUCUCCAAAAUAGAGGGAAGAGGGAAUGGUAUUCGUACUAAGAUAGUAAAUAUGGCUGAUAUAGCGAAAUCAUUAAAGAGACCUCCCUCAUACCCAACAAAAUUUUUUGGUUGUGAAUUGGGAGCAUUAAGUAAGUGGGAAGAUAAGGAAGAAAAGAGUAUAGUUAAUGGUGCCCAUCAACAACCUGAUUUACAAAGAUUGAUGGAUAAAUUCAUUUUGAUGUAUGUACUCUGCCCAAAUUGUGAACUUCCAGAAAUAGAUUUAUCAGUUAAGAAAGAAAGAGUUAGCUGUAAAUGUAAUGCAUGUGGUCAUACAGGACUACUUGAUAAUAAUCACAAAAUAACAACUUAUAUAUCUAAAAAUCCUCCUGGUGGAAUUGAUAGUACAAUGGGUAGUAGCAGCAAAAGUAAGAAGGACCGUAGAGAUAAGGAGAAGGAUAGAGAUAAAAAUAGUGAUCAAAGUAAUAGUGUCCUUAAUAAGAAUUCCGGUGAAACAUAUGAAAAGACUUCAAAGAGUAAGAUAAAGAAGAAGAAGAAUAAGAAGUCUAGUGGUGAGAGUUGUCUUUGUGAAAAGGAGAGCUUAACAUUUGAUAGCCAAGAAAUUGCUGAUGUUGUUGAGAGACUAAAUAAUUAUAUUUUGAAGAACAAUGAGACUAUGACUGUUGAUGAUUUCUUUUCAGAAUUACGUGUACUACAAGUAUCUCAGGAUUUUGAUGCUAAUCUACGCUUUUAUGUAGCACUUGUUGCAUUCUUUGGACUGAAUGAAGUUAUUGAUCCAAAAGUGUUUAAACUACGAACUCCCUUUAUAAGCAGAGUCGUUGACGGAUCUUUAAGAUCAAAUGCAAUUCUCUCUAUAUUUGAAACAUACUGUGUUGAGAGAAACCCACAUACUUUAGUGACAUAUCCUUACCUAUUACAACAACUAUAUGAUUCGGAUAUUCUGUCUGAACGUUCAAUUUUAAAAUACUAUCAAAGAGACUCCCCAACUAGUUCUGGUAGCUAUUGCUCCUCAUUUGAAACGUUUGAGAAGGCAAAGUUAGCCUGUAAGCCUUUCAUUGAAUGGUUAUUAGAUGGUAGCGAUGAUGAUGAUGAUAAUGAUGAUGAUUAUGACGAGAAUGGCACAAAUAAUUCAGAUUGCGAAGAAGAGACACCUUCGUCAUCUGCAACAAAAAAUUCCAAUAUUAAAGUAAAAAGCUUAAAUGUGAGUAAGGGAACUCAAAGUAGUCAUUUUAUUCAAGAUAAUGAAGAGACUGGUACCUUGGAUGAAAAUACUCCACAGGAGGAAUCUGAUGUAGAUAUUGACAAUAUUUAG
Messenger RNA from Cryptosporidium muris RN66, 1371 nucleotides. Its product is annotated as eukaryotic translation initiation factor 5, putative. Gene Ontology annotation, cellular component: cytosol. The record is from RefSeq and is a predicted model, not a curated record. The coding region runs from base 1 to 1371 and encodes 456 amino acids. Gene Ontology annotation, molecular function: GDP-dissociation inhibitor activity; translation initiation factor activity; eukaryotic initiation factor eIF2 binding. Lineage: Eukaryota; Apicomplexa; Conoidasida; Eucoccidiorida; Cryptosporidiidae. Gene Ontology annotation, biological process: formation of translation preinitiation complex; translational initiation; formation of cytoplasmic translation initiation complex. The transcript has a single exon.